Macrosteles quadrilineatus (aster leafhopper) is the source of this 1145-nucleotide messenger RNA. RefSeq lists its product as uncharacterized. The transcript has 3 exons. NCBI's taxonomy places the organism in Eukaryota, Metazoa, Arthropoda, Insecta, Hemiptera, Cicadellidae. The record is from RefSeq and is a predicted model, not a curated record. The coding region runs from base 49 to 327 and encodes 92 amino acids.
AGAUUUUCGAGGUUAGGAUUUGGCUUGGCAGCUAGCAGCCCAGCCCAGAUGUGGGCUGGUGUGCUAUGGUUGGCCGUAGCAGCGCUACUAGCAGUGGUCGUAGCCAGACCCAACCCUACUAUAAACGACCAGUCUGUCAGGGGAUAUCUAACUGAGAGGACCUGCUGGUGGAACGAGAUCUGCAAAGAGGAGUUCCAGACUCAGUUCCGUUGCAAAUGUCCACAAUGGAGCUUCUGUCGCAGUCCUGGCCGCUAUUACAACGCAUAUUGUACCAUGACGGGAACCGGUUACAUUUGGACACAACCUGAGAGGAGCUGGAGAAUAUAAUCAAGCUGUAACGACAAUCCUCACCGUCUUUAUAUGAUAUUAAACAUACACGUAAAUAACUACAUAAAAAAUGCAGGAAUGUUUAAUUUAUUUACGAAAAGCAAGGUUAGUUUUCGAAUUCAAAGAAAUACCACUAAAGUUAUUCUGAUGAAACCAGUUCAAAUUAUAUUUCCGCACUUGCUCUAUUAAAUCAACCUAAGAUAUGAUUUUGUGUCAUAAACAAUUUGAAUACUGACAUAACAGUAAUUAUUUAAUUGGUUAUUGGAAUUACAAACACUAUAAACCAGUAACAUUGUAAACAGACAAUUUUGUCGAUUUAUGUUAAUAUAUUUAACUUCCAGAAUUCCCGACAACUUUCGUCUAAGAAUACUAAAUAAAAAUAUUGAGUACCUACCUAAGUCAAGUAUUAAUAACAUUUUUACAAGUGAAAUAUUCAAGAGUGAUAUCAACGCAAUGAAUCAAGAUGUUGGAGUUGGAUGUUGAUGUAAAUAAUGUUAAGUAGAAAAUGUUAAAAUUUUUUAUUUUGUAUCAUACAUAAAUUCUUUACUGAAUACUCGAACUUUUCUGUAAAAUUAUCUCUAGCACCCAGUUUGCUUGUACAAAUAAAUAUACUGUAAUGACUCUAAAAUCACUAUUCUUGCUCAAUUGUUGUUUGAUUUAAAGGGUUUGAAUUAAGAAUAAUCCACAACUAAUAUAUAUCUUUGGGUGUUAUUUAUCAAAGAGAGCUACUUAUAAACAAUUUUUAUUGCUAAGAAGAAAUUUAAACAAUGUUAUUUUGUUGUUAGUUCUACGUGUUGUAAAAUAAAAUACGUUUGCUC